CCGCCCCCGCCCGCUCCGCCAUGUUGUUUCUUCCUUCCCCAGCGUCUAGGGGAGGCUUCGGGACACGGUGCAGCCCGGGCUCGGGACCGGCGGCAGUCCCUUUCCCGCGGGCAGGUUGUAUGAACCCCAGUUUCUUGUCUUAAUGCUCGUAAAGGCCUUUCUGCUAAGUUAAAAACAGGUCUGAGAAGCCAGGAGGAUUUAUUCCCAUAAAAAUGGCAGCAAAGUCAUCACUCCUUAAAGUAAUAUUGCUAGGAGAUGGUGGAGUUGGUAAGAGUUCUCUCAUGAACAGAUAUGUCACCAACAAGUUCGAUGCACAGCUGUUUCAUACUAUAGGUGUGGAAUUCCUAAAUAAAGAGUUGGAAGUCGAUGGACAUUUUGUUACCAUGCAGAUAUGGGACACAGCAGGUCAGGAACGUUUUAGGAGCUUGCGGACUCCUUUCUAUAGAGGUUCUGACUGUUGCCUGCUAACCUUCAGCGUGGAUGACUCUCAAAGUUUCCAGAACUUAAGCAACUGGAAGAAAGAAUUCAUUUAUUAUGCAGAUGUUAAGGAGCCUGAAAGUUUUCCAUUUGUGAUACUGGGUAACAAAGUUGAUAUCGAUGAAAGGCAAGUAUCUACAGAAGAAGCCCAAGACUGGUGCAGGAAUAAUGGCAACCACCCCUAUUUUGAAACCAGUGCAAAAGAUGCCACUAAUGUUGCAGCAGCCUUUGAAGAAGCCGUUAGAAGAGUUCUAGCCUCUGAAGAUAGAUCAGAUCACUUUAUUCAAACAGAUACAGUAAACCUUCAUCGGAAACCGAAGCCCAGUUCAUCUUGUUGUUGACUUAAUGGUGGGUUUUUUUUUGGCCAAAUUACUUUUGACUAGCUUGCUGUAUUAAAAAAAAAUGAGGAAAGUAGUAGAAAAAAAUAACAGAUGGGUUUCACUCUAAUAUUAAAAUUGUAACAAUCUGCUGCUUUUAGGGGGGAGAAAAAGAAAAACUUCCAUUCUUGAGCAACCCAUUACUGAAUUAAUGACCCUUUCUGUCUAGGAAGGUGUCAAGUAAAAAACAUUAAUACAAGAAUGUAAUUUGCCAACUUUACUCAAAUGAUAAAUACUUUGACUAUAAUUAAAACUUGAAAGUUCUAGAAGCACUACUUUGGAGAAACUGUUCUGGAAUUCAGGCACAAAGAUACUUUUAUAUAUGUAUUUUUUUAUGAAAUCGGCAUUCCAUUUUUGUUUCUCUAGAAGUCAGUUUCUUAAUGCUAGAUAUUAAACUUCAGUCUCACUACAUUCCUUUUGCUGUAAGUGGUACUUCAUCUCUAAUGUGUUUAUUAUAAGUUAAUAUAAAUGACUUGCAGGUCUUCUCGGGUUGCAUAACGUUGCUAUAAUUUGUGUAGGCUUUUUAAGUAGGAAAUAAAUUGCCUACUUCUUUGAAGUCCAUUUUCCUUUCAUUUACUAUUCUAAUGCAGUAGUAAUUUUUUUUCCCAGUAGUUUGAUGCAAGCUACUGGUGACUUUUUUAAUUUAUUUUUUUUUCUAACACGUCUUUGCCUUAAGUCCCAUAAUUAUCCAUGAGGUAAAAUAAUCUGAGUAACCGAAGUAUAACUGUUUUUAGUUAUGAAAAAGAUGUAUUUUAUUCAGCCAGCUUUAAUAGCACUUGAAGGGAUCCACAAUAUGACAAACAUAUAAGAAAGCUUUUAAUAUACAGCCUUAAAGUUCCAAACUUCUUGUUAUUAUUAACCUGAGCUAUGAAUGUGUUUACCAGUAAUCUCUGCACUGUGAAACUAAGGAUUGGCAAUAUGUAGAGAACUCAGGAAGCUCUUGACUUGUGAUAGUUUUCUGCCCUAAUACAAGUAAAUACAUCCAGCUAGUGUUUGACCUGAAUUUGAUCCUUAUUUAAAUUGCUUGUAGGAUGUGGACUUAGACAUUUAAGACAUCUUCUACCGUACUCAUUGCGUGAUGAUGAACAGAAGCAAGUUCUGUAUUUAAUGGAUGGUCUUUCUACGUAAUGCAGAUGAAACCACAGGUCAGGUAUUUGAGGCUCUCCGUUGCAGUUAAAUGGUAGCCUACAGCUGCUGGAUACUGGCUCUCAGAGUACCCACUGUCCCUGUAACAGCAAACUUGAUAGUGCUAUUGCUUCAGUGUGUAAUCCAACUGAUAACAGGCAUGCAUGUGUACACCUUGUGGACUUCCUUCAAAAGGGAGCAUGAGGACAGGGCAUGUUACUCACUAAACUAUGCAGACCCUGCUUUCUGUAAAGCAGCUCUUCUGUUCCAAAAGAAUGGUCCUUCCUGAGAGUACAGUAACAGGGAGUUUUCUCUUUAAUAUAUCCGCUCAGUCUGUACCAGGUGUAAUUACUUGGAAGUAAAGCUUGCAAAACAAACCUCUUGUUGCUCUUGAUAAACUUUUCUGAAUGUGUUGUGUUCUUGCUUGAACGUGCCCAGGACAACUUUAUUCCAUUGAUCUGCUGCUCCUGCUUACAAGCAACAUCUUUUUACCUUUUGUACAUUCCUUAGUGUUGCAGUACUGCAUAUACAGCAGCAGAACUUCAGUUACCUAACAGCUAAAUACAGGUUGAGCUGCAACUUCUGUUAAUUUCUAGUCAAUGACUGAAAAGAUCUGUGAAGCUAAAUUCUUAGAUAACCUCCUCUUAAGAUGAGAGAGCAAAAAGCUUUAUAAAUAAAGCUUGCUUGUGCUGGGGGCUACAAAGCUAGUGGCAUGAAGCUGUACAACUACCACCUUACUACUUAAAGUUUUCUUUAAUGCUCGCUUAGCAGAGAUUAAGGUGGAAGCAACAAGAGAUGAAAUUACUGUGAGUAGAGUAUUACAGGUAUGAUUCAAGUGAGAUUGCUAAAAGGAAACAAUUGAGGAUGAGAGAACCAUUGUGGUCUUUCCUCUGCCUGAAUGUCCACUUGUGUUUUCCCCUCUGUCUCUUUUCCAUGUAACAUUAUGGUUACCAAGCCUCCACCUGAGAAGUAGGUUUAAUAAAGUUAAAUAAAACUUAA
Molecule: messenger RNA, 2978 nt
Organism: Pogoniulus pusillus (Red-fronted tinkerbird)
Lineage: Eukaryota; Metazoa; Chordata; Aves; Piciformes; Lybiidae
Gene: RAB9A
Product: RAB9A, member RAS oncogene family
Exons: 3
Coding region: 213-818 (201 amino acids)
Biological process (GO): Rab protein signal transduction; retrograde transport, endosome to Golgi
Cellular component (GO): lysosome; phagocytic vesicle; late endosome
Molecular function (GO): GTP binding; GTPase activity
Source: RefSeq, a predicted model, not a curated record